AUGUCUGAAUCAAGCAAAUCACCAUCAUCAACAAGAAGUGUUUUAGGUGACAUUUCCAGUCGAAAACAGCGAUUUAAUACUGAAUUAACGAAAUUGAAAAAUGACUCGUCAAACAAUCCAUUGUUUCAGCAGAUCAAUACGAAAACACUAUUUUGUCAGUACAACAAGCCAAGAAGAAAUGUUUCGCCGAUCGAAAUUUCAGUGGCCGAAGGCGCUGAAAAAUAUUAUGUUCAAUACAAUGAAUUAUUUGAUUUUAUUCAAGAAGCUCAUGUCGCUAUUGGUCAUCGUGGUAUUAUCAACACGAUGAAAGAAUUGAAGAAAAAUCUACAAAUCUUGCUCUCACCCUCUCAAGAUUCCACUGAAGAAGAGCUUCUGCAGAAAUUAGAUUUACCACUUUUACCUGAUGACGCAGGUGAUAUUGUUUCACCAAGUGAUCUUAAUGAUACAGCUACAAUUAUUGAUGCAGCAGCAAUCGUUGAACCUGUUAAUCCUGUUAAUACACUCUCAAAUGUUGAACCAUAUAGAACUGCUGCAAUUGAGACUAAUUAA
Adineta ricciae is the source of this 549-nucleotide messenger RNA. The record is from the annotation of a GenBank genome assembly. NCBI's taxonomy places the organism in Eukaryota, Metazoa, Rotifera, Eurotatoria, Adinetida, Adinetidae.